Carassius carassius (crucian carp) is the source of this 801-nucleotide messenger RNA. RefSeq names its product troponin I4b, tandem duplicate 1 (gene tnni4b.1). Gene Ontology annotation, biological process: muscle contraction. Gene Ontology annotation, cellular component: troponin complex. The record is from RefSeq and is a predicted model, not a curated record. Lineage: Eukaryota; Metazoa; Chordata; Actinopteri; Cypriniformes; Cyprinidae. The transcript is spliced from 7 exons. The coding region runs from base 245 to 700 and encodes 151 amino acids.
GACGUAACAGGGGUCUAUUUUAGUGAGCCAUUCACACGCAGGAUUCAACCCAUAAAUCCAUCACGAAAAACAUAUAACGUUUAUUGUUCUUCGACGCCACCACACAACUCAUCGUGCUCUGAUUGCCUCCUAGUUCAAGCGUCUAUACAGAGAAAAAAACAUGUCUGAAGGGUAAAAAAAAACUAAGUAUACUGCCACAAGGCGGCUGCUCUUGAAAAGCAAAUUAUUGAAGAAGGCCACGUCCAUGCUGGCAGCUGAAAAAGAGCAGAAUAAAAGAGAGAGGGAUGAGGCUCUUAAUGAGAGGGUUCCUCCUCUCAAACUAUCUGGUCUGCCUGCACAGGAGCUCCAGGAACUUUGCAAAGAACUUCACCGCAAGAUUGAUGUUGUUGAUGAGGCGCGAUACGAUCUUGAAAUUAAAGUGGCUAAAAAUGAAAUAGAGAUCCAGUCGUUGACUCAGAAGAUUUGGGAAAUGAAGGGUACAAAGCAACGAACCAAACUGAAGAGAGUUAAGAAGUCACACGAUGCCAAGCUCGAUGCGCUGACUGAAUCCAAAAUGUCAUCAAAGUCCGAUUUCAAAGCCAACCUGAAGACAGUAAAGAAAGAAGAAGAGAAGAAAGAAGAGGUGACUGACUGGCGUAAGAAUGUGGAGGCUAUGUCUGGAAUGGAGGGCAGGAAGAAGCUGUUUGAUGCUGGACAAUAAAAACGUAGCAAAGUAAACUUGUGACUUGACAUCCAGCACAUUUACCAACCAAGUUUGUUAAUUCAAGGUUGCCAUUGUUUUUUACUUCUCAGACUCUGUAA